CAGAAACCUAUCGUGGUCUUUGAAGUUUCAACACCAGAGCAGACCCAGAUCAGACCACCCUUUGAAAAAUCAAAAAGCUACCUUCCCAUUUCCGCGCCUAUAUGCAAAUCUCCAAAUACCCAAAACCCUCCUCACAACCCCACUCCUUUCCCUUCAAAUAAAACAACAAACCCUCUGUGCGUGUGUGUAAAGAGCGAGCAAUGGAAGAAGAAGACCAACAAAAGGUCUCAGAUCUGAUCAAAGAGCUAGUCCUACGCUUACUCUCCCAGAACCCCACCUCCGAUUCGCGUCCCAUAGACCCCAGCUCCCCCGAUUUCCGCAACUCUCUACGCUACGCGUUUCGCAUACUCUCCAGCCGAAUGACGCCCUCCGUCGCGCCCGACGCCGCCGCCAUCGCCGAGUCCAUCAAGCGCCGCCUCGCCACUCAAGGUAAGUCCUCUGAAGCCCUCACUCUCGCCGACCUUUGCACCAAAUUCGCCUCCAAAACUGGCACUGGUAGCGUCAAUAACAAGUGGGCCGUCCUUUAUUUGCUCAAAAUCAUAGCCGAGGACCGAAAAGCCGCGAGAACCCAGUUGGAUUCUUCGGCUUUGUUGCCCAAUUUGGCGUUCAACAACGCCGAUUCGGGUCACGACUCGAGGGUUUCGCGUAGUUUAGGGAGCAAAGAAAAGGGUUGGAGAAAUGGGGUUUUGUUGGUCUCGAAAGACCCAGAAAAUCGGCGUGAGAUUGCCUUUAGGGAGUUCGUGAACUUGGUUAAAGAAGAGAAUGAGGUUUGUGAAGAGGUAUUGGUGAGAGAUGUGUUGUAUGCUUGUCAGGGAAUUGAUGGAAAGUAUGUCAAAUUCGAUAAAAAUGCUGAUGGAUAUGUUUUACCGGAUUUGGUUAAGGUUCCAAGAGCGACCCGGAUUUUUGUCCGAAAGCUUUGUGAAUUGGGCUGGUUGUUUAGGAAGGUUAAAGGGUAUAUUUCGGAGUGUAUGGAUCGGUUUCCGGCUGAGGAUGUGGGAACUGUUGGGCAGGCCUUUUGUGCUGCAUUGCAAGAUGAGCUUUCGGAGUACUAUAAAUUGUUGGCAGUGCUUGAAGCACAGUCGAUGAAUCCUAUUCCAUUGGUUUCUGAGAAGGUUAGCUCGGAGAAUUAUCUAUCAUUGAGGAGGUUAUCAGUAUGGUUUGCAGAGCCGAUGGUGAAAAUGAGGCUGAUGGCUGUUUUGGUUGAUAAGUGUAAGGUCUUGAGGGGUGGGGCAAUGGCUGGGACUAUUCAUUUGCAUGCUCAGCAUGGUGAUCCGCUGGUGCACGAGUUCAUGAGGUGUUUGCUCCGGCGGGUUUGUUCUCCGCUUUUUGAGAUGGUGAGGAGUUGGGUUUUGGAAGGGGAGUUGGAAGAUAUUUUUGCUGAAUUUUUUGUUGUGGGUCAGCCAGUGAAAGCCGAGUCUCUUUGGAGAGAUGGUUACAGGCUCCACGCUGGGAUGCUUCCUUCUUUUAUUUCACAAUCUCUUGCUCAGCGCAUUUUAAGGACUGGUAAGUCUAUAAAUUUUCUUCGCGUUUGUUGUGAGGAUCAUGGUUGGGCCGAUGCUGCGACAGAAGCUGCCACUGCCGCUGGAACCACAACAAGAAGAGGGAGCCUGGGGUAUGGUGAAACCGAUGCCCUUGAAUCUUUGGUCGACGGAGCAGCAAAGAGGAUUGAUAAGCAUUUGUUGGAUGUUAUGUACAAGCAGUACAAGUUCAAAGAACAUUGUCUUGCAAUUAAGCGAUAUUUACUGCUUGGACAAGGGGAUUUUGUUCAGUAUCUAAUGGAUAUUGUUGGGCCAGAGCUCUCAGAGCCUGCUAACACCAUUAGUACUUUUAAACUAGCUGGCUUGCUGGAAACUGCAAUCCGGUCUUCUAAUGCUCAAUACGAUGAUCCUGACAUAUUGGAUCGUUUGAGGGUUAAGAUGAUGCCACAUGGAACUGGAGAUAGAGGUUGGGAUGUAUUCUCAUUGGAAUAUGAUGCAAGAGUUCCGCUGGAUACUGUGUUUACAGAGUCUGUUAUGGCAAGGUAUUUAAAAAUUUUUAAUUUCCUGUGGAAGCUUAGGCGGGUGGAGCAUGCACUUAUUGGUGCCUGGAAGACGAUGAAACCAAAUUGUAUUACUUCUCAUUCCUUCUCUAAGCUGCAACGUGCAGUUAAGUUGCAGUUGCUUUCGACAUUGAGGCGAUGCCAGGUUCUUUGGGAUGACAUGAAUCAUUUUGUUACAAACUUGCAGUAUUAUAUUAUGUUUGAAGUCUUGGAGGUGUCAUGGUCAAAUUUUUCAAGUGAAAUGGAAGUAGCAAAGGAUCUUGAUGAUCUACUUGCUGCACACGAGAAGUAUCUCCAUUCAAUUGUUGAGAAAUCCCUCCUUGGAGAACGUUCCCAGACCCUUUGCAAGUCGCUCUUUGCCUUGUUUGAUCUUAUAUUGCGAUUCCGAAGUCAUGCUGAUCGAUUAUAUGAAGGGAUUUAUGAGUUGCAAGCAAGAACUAUGGAAUCCUCUUUACCCUCUCGAGACAAGAGGAAAUCACAGAGGCAAUUAAGUGAUAAAGUGUCAGAGCCUGGGUCCUGGAUAGGUGAUGGCAAGAAAGCCCUCAUACAACGUGCCAGUGAAUUAUUUCGAAAUAUGGGACAAGAUUUGGAUGCAAUAGCAAAUGAAUAUUCGUCACUGCUUGAGGGCUUCCUUUCUCAGUUGCCUGUGCAGCAACAUGUUGAUCUGAAGUUCCUUCUGUUCCGGCUUGACUUCACUGAAUUUUAUAGCCGGUCUAGUGCUAGUUUAUAGGAAAGAAGUUGACACAUUGUUCAAGAAAAGUUUCUACAAUCAAGGCGUGAAGAAAGUUCUUCAAUUUGCAACUGCCCCUGGCCAUGUGACUGAACAAUCAUGCAGGGGCUGGCUGACCUCAGGACUUACCAGUUCAUAUCUAAUUGCUUGAACUUAGAUGGUGGUUGCUUUUUUCUGAUGGCUUUUGUGGAAGAUAAAAUUGACUUGAAGGUAUAUAUAUAUCAGGGUGUGAAAUGUGGUAGUGUACACGUUUUGUAUUUGAUAUCUGGGUGAUUUGCUUUUGGUGAUUUCUUGUGGCUUCUGCAAGUUGUCCAUCCAGAGCUUGGACAUUUGUACGAUAAAAUUUCUAUUGGCUGAAUGAUAAGCAAUGUGUGGCUCUCAAUUGUUUUGCA
Messenger RNA from Alnus glutinosa, 3160 nucleotides. RefSeq names its product gamma-tubulin complex component 3. The record is from RefSeq and is a predicted model, not a curated record. Gene Ontology annotation, biological process: cytoplasmic microtubule organization; mitotic cell cycle; meiotic cell cycle. Gene Ontology annotation, cellular component: gamma-tubulin small complex; centrosome; spindle pole. Bases 201 to 2768 code for a protein of 855 amino acids. Gene Ontology annotation, molecular function: gamma-tubulin binding; microtubule minus-end binding. The transcript is spliced from 3 exons. Lineage: Eukaryota; Viridiplantae; Streptophyta; Magnoliopsida; Fagales; Betulaceae.